GAGGUUUAUUUUGAAUACUAUUUCCGGAUUUACUCAGUCUAGCUUGUCUGUUGUAGUGAAAGUGAGGGGCUCGGCUAACUGACUGAACCAAGUUUGUGCUCGCUGGUGCCAACGCCCGGCGAAAACAUCCAAUUUACCGAGUAUAAAUACGGAGCUAACGUAAUUGUCAGCAGCAGCAGCCGAAAGCACAGUGAUGCAGACUAUCAAGUGUGUUGUGGUGGGUGAUGGAGCAGUGGGGAAAACCUGCUUAUUGAUUUCAUACACCACCAACAAGUUCCCUUCUGAAUAUGUACCAACAGUGUUUGACAACUAUGCAGUAACUGUAAUGAUCGGGGGUGAACCAUACACCCUUGGCUUAUUUGAUACAGCAGGUCAGGAGGAUUAUGACAGGUUACGACCACUAAGCUACCCUCAGACCGAUGUCUUCCUAGUCUGUUUCUCAGUUGUUUCACCUUCCUCAUUUGAGAAUGUUAAAGAAAAGUGGGUUCCUGAAAUCACCCACCAUUGUCCUAAGACCCCGUUCCUGUUGGUAGGCACUCAGAUUGACCUCCGUGAUGACCCCUCCACCGUGGAGAAGUUGGCUAAGAACAAACAGAAGCCAAUCACUCCUGAGACGGCAGAGAAGCUGGCUCGAGACCUUAAGGCAGUCAAAUAUGUUGAGUGCUCAGCCCUCACUCAGCGGGGACUGAAGAACGUAUUUGAUGAGGCUAUCCUAGCUGCUUUAGAGCCCCCUGAAACUCAGAGAAAGAGAAAAUGCUGUUUGUUCUGAUAUCUUCCUGCAUCUUGCUUUGCCUCUUGAUUGUUUGCUGCGCUUUCAUUGUAAAGAAAUGUCUGUCACUGAAGUAACCACAAACUCUUGAAAUUUAAAACUCUGUGCCCAUCAAUGAUUUUUUUUGUUCUUCUGUUCCGAUGUGCUCUCUUUUCAACUUGGCCUAAUCACAGUUACUCACGCUGCCUAAGAUGAUACGAGUGCCAAUCUUUCAGUCUCCUUUUUGUUCAUCUGUAACUGGACAUGAUUAAGAUGAUCUUUCUUUUUUUUUAAAGCAUAUACUGUUCACUCAGUAUUGAGCUAAUCAAUUAUAUUCUACACAUCCACUUAAGCUAUACGUCUUGGACUGAGUUUUUCUCUGCUGCAUUAAAAUUUUCCACCGGCUUUUGUUGUUGCUUACAGUUUGAUCAUGAGAGUGUUUGAAUAAAGGAACAUUUUGAUUGCCUCACUCAAUUUCUACUCAGCUUUCUUUUGCUUAUGCAGCACAUCAAUUUGCACUUGGGGGUAGCUUUGUUAAAAAUAACAUCUUGUUUUCACAGAAAGGAUUAAAGAAUGUGUUUGAUGAGGCAAUACUGGCCGCCCUGGUGCCUCCUGAACCUAGGAAAAGGCCUAAAUGCGUUCUGCUCUAAGACUCUUCGCUGCUUUCUUCAGACUGUUUCCAAAAACUAGGUUAACAGUAUUGAUAUGGUUUUCUGCACAAGCACAUUCCACCAUUAGUUGAGAUGUCAUGAAAUUUUUUCCUUCUCACCAACUUAACCUAAAAACAUUUAAUGUGUUAAGUGAUUUUUAAAGUUGAGUAUCCUGUUAUGCUGUGCUGGUAAAUUUGACACCACUGAUGGUUGGAAACUGUAUGAACACUUGACAAACUGGAGACACUUUAAAAUGUUUGUUUGCCCUGAUAGUGUUAAUUUUUGCAGAGGUUUUUCAGAAGAACUCUGAUUAAAUACUUGUUUUCUCCACAUGGUGUCACAAAAUUGGAAUAACUGCAUUGUAUCAUUGAAAAUGACUCAAAAUGUGUUUCCAACUGCAACAUUCUUCUAUCACCAGCUUUUACAUUAGCAAUAAUCCUUCUUUUGUGUCUCUUAAGAUUUAAAUUCUCUUGAGUUAUUCCAACAUGGCCUGCAUGAUAUUUCUAGGCAAGUUCCCCCAGAUGGAGCCUGAUAAAUGAUGCCCAACAUGACAUCUAGGGACAUUUAACUUUAGAAAUAUUAAUUUGAAAAUGUAUUGCCACAAAAAUGUUCACAGCAUUUGGGUCAACCUUAAUACCCAUUGUAAUAAUUUAGAUCUCUUAAGCAUCUCAUCUGCAGCAGCUUGAUGUUAAAUUACCAAACCAAUGAUGUCCUUUCCAUGCUGAAUUUGUAAGGUGAAGUGUUGAAGUGACUUGUAAAUAUAGUAAGAGUAACUUAUUUACUGAAUGAAAUUGUGCAUUAUUCAUGAGGUUUUGAAAAGCUGAGAUGGCGCUGAAGUCAAAUUAACCUGAAAAAUGUCUUUUAUUGUAUUCAACCUGACAAAGUUGUACUGUAUUUUGCUUGUAAUAAAAAACACAAUAAACCAGUAUUAUGAUAAAAUCCUCAAAAAAA
Messenger RNA from Girardinichthys multiradiatus, 2349 nucleotides. RefSeq names its product cell division control protein 42 homolog. Gene Ontology annotation, cellular component: dendritic spine. The transcript has 6 exons. The coding region runs from base 194 to 769 and encodes 191 amino acids. NCBI's taxonomy places the organism in Eukaryota, Metazoa, Chordata, Actinopteri, Cyprinodontiformes, Goodeidae. Gene Ontology annotation, molecular function: GTP binding; GTPase activity. The record is from RefSeq and is a predicted model, not a curated record. Gene Ontology annotation, biological process: small GTPase-mediated signal transduction; modification of synaptic structure.